Molecule: messenger RNA, 1128 nt
Organism: Humulus lupulus (European hop)
Lineage: Eukaryota; Viridiplantae; Streptophyta; Magnoliopsida; Rosales; Cannabaceae
Product: ferritin-like catalase Nec2
Exons: 3
Coding region: 36-965 (309 amino acids)
Source: RefSeq, a predicted model, not a curated record
ACCAAAUUAUAUAAGGAAUAUAAUACAAUAUAUAAAUGAGUAUAAAUAUGCAUAGAGAGUCAAUGGCGAUCCCAAUUGUUGCUCUUAUGCUAAUCAUCUUCCUCUCAAAAUCGCUACUAGUGUUUGGGACCUUUACACUCCCAAAAUCUGAUGUUGAUGAAAUUCAAUUUUCCUUAAAUCUUGAGUUUUUGGAAGCUGAAUUCUUCUUGUAUGGAGCAUUAGGUAAUGGUUUGGACAGAGUUGCUCCAGAACUGACCAAAGGGGGUCCACCUCCCAUUGGUGCAAGAAAGGCCAAUUUAGAUAAUCUCACUGGGGAUGUCAUUUUGCAAUUUGCAUUGCAAGAAGUAGGACACUUGAGGGCUAUUCAAAAAACAGUGGGAGGGUUUCCAAGGCCACUGUUGAAUUUGAGUUCAUCAGCAUUUGCAAAAGAAGUAAAUAGAGCAUUUGGGAGAGAGCUAAGACCUCCCUUCAAUCCUUAUGAAAAUAGCCUUAAUUUUAUUAUAGCAUCAUAUAUAAUUCCUUAUGUUGGACUCACUGGCUAUGUUGGAGCAAACCAAAACUUAAUCGAAGCUACUUCCAAAAGACUUGUGGCAGGUCUUCUAGGUGUAGAAUCAGGCCAAGAUGCUGUAAUUAGAGCAUUGCUAUAUGAGCGUAGGGAGAUGAAAGUGGCGCCAUAUGAUAUAACUGUGGCAGAGUUCACAAACAGACUUUCUGAGCUAAGGAACAAGGUGGGAGGAGCAGGUUUGAAAGAUGAGGGGCUUGUCGUACCAAUGGCUUUAGGUGCCGAGGGAAGAGUUUCUGGAAACGUGCUCUCGGCGGACCAGAACUCACUUUCGUAUGCAAGGGCACCAAAGGAGAUUCUUAGAAUUAUUUAUGGAACUGGUGAUGAACGUAAGCCUGGGGGCUUCUUUCCCAACGGAGCUAAUGGUAAAAUUGCUAGGUCUUAUCUUUCGCUUCCUGCCUAGCCUAAUAUAAUAUAUAACACUUUGUUCUCUAAUAAAAAAUUGUGUACCUCACUCCGCCUUAAGAAUAAAUAGUAUUGAUGAGAAAGUACACUUUAUAAUGAAUAAAACUCAUUAGUCAAAUUUGUACUUUUAUAAUAAUAAAUAAAUGGAAAUUUAUAAGUUA